GUGAGAUCUACUCUCAUGGGUGAUGUUCUGUCCAGGAUUAUACUACACAACCAUAAACAGGGUUCUUGUGAGAAGCUCACUCCAAGCCAGGAUCUGAAUAUCCCAUGAGGACACGAUGUGGCAGUCUAAUGAGAGUCAGUACUGCAAUCCUACUGAAAAAUCAGAUUAUGUGGCGAAUGUGUUAGAGCUUAUGGCAUGCCCACGGCAGUGACUGUACACAACGAGCGCCUACUUACAACUGCCUGUUUUAUGGACUAGAGACUCUCCACUCCUUUUCCACAAUUUCUCCUCAUCAUGAAGAUGAAGUCAUACGCCCCAUCAUCUCCUAGCAUCACCCUACUGCUCUUUCAUUCUUUUCUCCUGCUGUUUUUAGCACCAGAUCUGGUGUGUGGUGACUGCUGGCUCAUCGAAGGGGAUAAGGGCUACGUUUGGCUGGCUAUCUGCAGUCAGAACCAGCCGCCGUAUGAGACAAUCCCACAGCACAUCAACAACACCGUGCAAGACUUACGGCUCAACGAGAACAAGCUCAAGGCAAUAUUUUUCUCCUCGCUGAGCCGCUUUACCAACUUGACAGACCUCAACCUGACCAAGAACGAGAUCUCCUACAUUGAGGAUGGUGCCUUUGCUGGCCAGGCUAACCUCCAGAUGCUGCAGCUGGGCUACAACAAACUGACCAACCUGACAGAGGGCAUGCUGCGAGGUCUUGGACGCAUACAGUGCCUCUUCCUGCAGCAUAAUCUUAUCGAGGUUAUCGCCACAAAUGCCUUCUGGGAAUGCCCCAGCCUCAGCAGCCUGGACCUUUCCUCUAACAAAUUGGCUCGUUUAGACCCAUCCACAUUCAGAGUAUUGGGAAGGUUGAUGGUGUGUGAGCUUGCAGGGAACCCUUUUCACUGUGGCUGUGAUCUCUACAGCUUCCUCAUUUGGCUCGAGGCUUUCAACAACAUCACACACACCUACGAUCGACUUCAGUGCGAGACUCCACGAGAGCUUUUUGGCUACCCAUUGCUAAGUCCCGAAGGAGGACCAGGUCGAAGUGCUCUUAACAUCCUUGCCUCCAUGUGCAGAGAUGGCGUGUUUAUUCCAGGGAUGACUUCAUUGCCACCAGAUUUGGAGUCCUCAGGCAUGGGGCCUGAUAUGUUUGAUCGUAUUGGACCAUACCAUCAGCCCACAACCUCAUCCUCCUCUGAGAAUACGUUUAGCCCUAGUAUCUUACUUCAGCAUGUGUCCCUUUCUUCAGCAUCCUUGCUUGUGCAGAUCCCACGGCCCUACAGCAAGAUGUACAUUUUGGUGCAGUACAAUCACAGCUUUGUUUCUGAUGUGAUGAAUCUGAAAAAUAAGAAGGAGUUGAUUACAUUGAACAAGCUCAUGACUAACACCAACUACACUUUUUGUGUGGCCUCCAUUCGCAACUCACAGCGUUUUAACCACACAUGCCUUUCCUUUUCCACUCGGACUCCCACUACAGAUGACUUGCUGCCCACCCCGUCCACUACUACACAUUACAUUAUGACCAUUGUGGGUUGCUUGUUUGGGAUGCUGAUUGUUCUCGGGUUGGUGUAUUACUGCUUGAGGAGGCGUCGAAGGCAAGAAGAGAAAGAGAAAUCCAUUUGCGUGAAAAAGACUAUCUUAGAAAUGCGAUAUGGACCUGAAGUUGCAGCUGCGGCUGCCAACGAUCCAACAGCAGUGCAGAAGCUCCAUGAUCAGGCCCACCAUCAACAUCACCAUGGCAAGCUCCCCAUGUCCUCCUCCAGUUUAGGCAUGCUGGGUCAUGGCCCUGGCAAUACCAGCUCCUCGCGUCUCUCCACCAUUCCUCAAGUAGAGAAACUGGCCACAGCUUUCUCCGAGGCAGUGGCAACCAAGGGCAACUACAUGGACAUCAGGACUUCAGGAGCUGGAGAUGAUCGAGGGCGAGAUGGAUUAAGGCAGCCUAUUAGAGCAGAAGAUCUAAUGGAGGAAGAUGGAAGUGACCUGGGAGAUGACUCAGAUGAUGAUGAUGGUAGAGGGUCAGCAUCAGAGAUCUCCACUAUUGCAAUGGAAGUUGACAAGGUCAACCAGAUCAUUAAUAACUGCAUAGAUGCACUUAAACUCGACUCUGUCGCAACUGCCGUGUCCUCUGCUGUCACAUCGAGUGGAAAUCCCACCUCACCACCACCUAGUAGCACUUCCUCCAUAACCAGGGGGCUAAUUCCACUCUCACCUAGUGUCAGUGAGGCCUGCCAUGUGCUGCCCUCCCCGAAAAUCCCCCCUCCACCUCCCCUGCCUCUAACAACUGCCCUUUCUGAAAGGCCAGGAAUCACAGGAGGAGGCUUUGUAUCACCCCCUUAUCGCCAUCCUCCACCAGCCACGGCAGUGAGACCUAUUCAAAGACAGAUGAGUGCAGAUGCAGCUGUGAUUGUCAGCUCUGCAAAGAAGCAUUGUGGCCCUGGGGGAAAAGCUCGGGUGUACAGCCUGGAUGUGCCAGAACCACGCAGUCCUGAUCCCUGCCAGUUUCCUGAGAAAAGCAGCCCAGUACGGUGUGGGGAACCUCUGGAUAGAUUACCCUUAGUUGGUGGUGGUGGUCGCGGUGUGGGAUGUAACAUGGAUGGAGUCACAAUGGACGGCAUGAGCCUUCAGCAGCACCUGGAGGUACAUCCAGAUUUCCACUGUGCAGAGCAUCGUCACUCAGUCCCUGCCCUUUACUAUGAAGGCUCUCAUGACUCCCCUGCACAAAGACCCUCAUUCCUCAAACCCCUAUCACGUGCCAAGAGAGACGCUGCUUCUUAUUCUCAGCUCUCGCCCCACCAACACAACUACUCUGGGUACUCGUCCAGUCCAGAGUACUCCUCGGAGAACACUCUGAGAAUCUGGGAGCGCUUCCGUCCAUACAGAAAAGGUCCACGUGAAGAGUCCUGCUACAUUACAGCCGGAAACGCACUGCGCAAGAAGGUCCAGUUCGCUAAGGGGGAGGACCUACAUGACAUCCUGGACUAUUGGAAGGGUGUUUCAGCACAGCAAAAGCUGUGAAGCAGUCAGGAUCGAAUGCACUAGGCUUCUACAGGGCCUUAAUCGAUUCAAGAUCCUCUGCGCAGAUGUAGCCAGGAGGAUGGCUUGUGUGUACAAAGCAAGGUUGAGUAUGUCAGAGUCUGAGGACAAGUUGUACAGGAUGAGUCAUAAAAGAGUAAGAGAAAAAGAAACGGAGAAAGAAAGAGAAUCACAAUACAGCCCACGUCUAUGGUAGCAUUAAUUUAAAUCUAAUUUUAGACUCAUUCGCUGAAGCAAACUCAUGCUUCUAGUUGUUCCAUAGGGCAUCAUCAUUUGCUGUAAAACACUUGUGUUCACCUCACAUUUAUCUGUGAAUCCAUUGGUGGUGUCAAUGGUGACCUCUGUAUCUCGAGUUCUCAUUCAGUACUCCAUCUCCCACGUGAUUCGCAGCUACUGCAUUCAUUUCUCAAUUAACCGUGUGUGUGUGUGUGUGUGUGUGUGUGUGUGUGUGUGUGUGUGUGUUUUCGGAGGCUGCACUGAUUUUCUAUAAAGCUGCCAAAACCAGACUUUUUCAUCUCUGUUACAGAGCUGCCAGAUUUCCAUUUCAAUAGGAUCUCAAAAAAAGGGAGGAUAAGCAAGAAGAAAUGCAAAAUCUGAAAAAUAAACGAGUAGAAAGAGCCGA
Messenger RNA from Silurus meridionalis, 3643 nucleotides. RefSeq names its product protein phosphatase 1 regulatory subunit 29. NCBI's taxonomy places the organism in Eukaryota, Metazoa, Chordata, Actinopteri, Siluriformes, Siluridae. The record is from RefSeq and is a predicted model, not a curated record. Gene Ontology annotation, molecular function: protein binding. Gene Ontology annotation, cellular component: plasma membrane.